Oldenlandia corymbosa var. corymbosa is the source of this 4167-nucleotide messenger RNA. NCBI's taxonomy places the organism in Eukaryota, Viridiplantae, Streptophyta, Magnoliopsida, Gentianales, Rubiaceae. The record is from the annotation of a GenBank genome assembly.
AUGGGGAUACGAAAAAAAGGGAUGAAAAAGGGGAAUCGUAGUCUGGUGGGAAAGGUUUUUGGGGAGAAGAAGGUGAAUUUUUUUGGGGUAAAAAACGCAAUGGAGAAGUCAUGGAAACAGAAGGGGUUGAUUGAGGUCGAAACUUUACAAGCUAACACUUUCCAAUUCGUCUUUGCUAGUGAAUCGGAGAGAGAUGUGCGGUUGAAGGCUGGGUAUUGGAAAGAGGAGCGUAGAGAGGUGCAUGAGAAUAAUAAUGGGGUAUAUGUGUUUAAAUCUUUAGUAGAUAAGGGACUGAAUAGAUCUGAGGAAUUGAGGGUACAACUGCGAGAUGGGGUGGAGCUGGAGAAUGGAAAUGUAAAAGCCAGGGAGAAGGGAGAGACGAGUGGGGUGACUUUGGAGGAGAAGAAGGCAGACCAGCAAGUAGGAAGGCUGGAACAGGAGGCUGAUGGCAGCAAGAAAUCGUGGGCUGAGAUAGUGGGCAUGGGACAUGAGGGAAAGGAGAGAGGGGAGGUGGGAGGAGUGGAUUAUAAGGUGGGUCUGGGAGGGGGAUUCAAGCUUGGUACAACACUGGCUGAUCUUAUGCGAGAGGCAAAAGAAGCAGGAAAGAUCCCGGUGUAUAAUGGUGGGGAAGGGGAAAAGAGACGUACGUAUCCUCUUCAAGAUGAAGUGAUUGAGGAUAUAAACUCUGAAGAUGAGAAAAUUUAUGAGGAAUAUGAGCAGAGAGUAGCAAGAAGGGUUUUAGGAGAUGUAACUAAUCUUCCAGAAAAGAUUGCUACUCAAAAGGAGGAAGCAGGUAAGAAGAAGGGGCAGUGGAAGAAGAGAGCAAGGCUAGAGUUGACAGGGCAAGAGGGAGGGAAAGUAGGGUUUAAGGAUAGGUUAUUUAUGGUGGAACAAUUGGGAAGAAAGGGUGGUACGGCAGUGGGUUGGAGUGAGGAGGUGGUUGUGUAUGAUAUCUUAUCGUCUGAGUUUAGUAUAGAGGAGCAAGGAUUGGGGAGGAGAUGGUUUAUUGGAGAUGAUUUUAAUGAUAUAGGGAAUGGUACUGAGAAGAGGGGUGGGAGGAUCAGGAGAACUGGUAGGUUUUUGGGUUUCUGUGACUUUAUAAGGGGGAUGGAGAUGGAGGAAGUGGAUUUUGUGGGGAGGAAUUGGACUUGGGCCAACAACAGAGAUGGAGAAGGCUUCAUAGAGAAAUGUCUUGAUAGAUUUUUUGGUUCAAUUGCAUGGCUAGUAGAAAAUGGUGAGGCUAAGGUGUUACAUGUUGAAGGACACUCCUCAGAUCACUGUAUGCUGGUAUUAGACACAAAACCAGAAACCAAAAGGAAGAAGUCAAGGUUUUAUUUUGACAAGCGAUGGAUUGGGAAAUCAGGAGUAGAAACAAUCAUUAAGGAUGCCUGGUCAGGGUCAGCUGAGGGCUCUCCUAUGCAUCAGCUGGUAGUUAAAAUUAAGAGGUGCAGAUUAGAACUCCUGAAAUGGAGUAGGGGGCAGAAUUUGAACCCUAGUAGGGAGAUUAAGAGAAUCUCGGGGGAAAUGGAUGGAUUGAAAGCACAAGGGGGAGCUAGGGAUUGGGAUAAGUGGAAAAGAUUGAAAGAAGAACUUGUGGAAAGUGGAUACCUUGCAGCAGUUGCUUAUCCCAUAAGAAGUUCAAUUUGUUCUCAGAAUGCCACUAAGAAUUCAUGGCAUUUCGGUGGGAACAGGAUAGAGGCUGUGGAUGUGAUUCAGAAGGCAAUGGUGGAAUGGAAUGAGUACUUUCUAGCCCAACAGAAAAAGAAACCAGCCAGGAUGGCCACUGAGGAAAUAUAUGAAGUUCAAGGUUGGAAGGGACCGGAAGAUGGUCUAGUGCGUAUCAAUGUAAGUUCAGAGAUGGAUGGAAGUAGUUCAACUGCCGGCUUGAGAUACUGCUUGAGGAAAGUAGGAGGAAAAUUGAUCGUGACAAAAGCUAUUUACAAGCACCAUGUUCAAAACUCCCUUGGUGCAGAAAUGGAGGCUGUUAGGGAGGGGUUGAAAGAAGCUCAGAAGCUUAAGAGCCCCAGGUUCGUGGGGCUUGAGCUGCCGUUGAACGCCUUGGAGGCGACCGUUAAGAAGAUACAGCGCAUCCUUGGGACGGAUGACGACCAAGUAAGUUUCUUUGAACGGGUUAGUGACCUUGCAGACCGCGUGGAAGCCUUAGAGAGACGGGCUUGCGGUGAAGGCACGUCGUCCUCCAGGUUGGGAACAGACAAUGCCUUAGAAUCAGUUAAACAGGACGUGCUCAUCCUCAAGAGAACAAUAGAGAAGUGUAGCACAUGGUUGGAACGGGAAGAGGACCAGAGAACGGUGGAGUCACUGGUUCAAGAUGUGGUGUUGCUAAAACGGGCACUAGCAAGUAGCAUGCCCGUGGAGAGUGAAACCAGAACAGUAUGUUGGUGGGAAAAUCACUGCAGUUUGGUUGCUCUUUCUCAAACUUUGGCGUAUCAACAUAUGCGGAAGUUUUGUUCUGUUCGGGGCCAGGAUAGUCUAAACGAAACUUUGGAAUAUCCUGUAUCAACCAACAGUAUCAAUAUUGAUGUGAAUGCUGAAGAUAAGAAAGAUGUCCCAGUUAAGCCUAAGAAAAGGGAACCAAUUGAUUUUACCGAGAUUGAUAUCAAUAAGCUUCCAACUGUGCUUCUGAUAGGGCGACCAAAUGUUGGCAAGUCUGCAUUGUUCAAUCGAUUAAUACGGAGGAGGGAGGCCCUUGUGUAUAAUACACCAACAGACCAUGUUACGCGGGACAUUCGAGAAGGGGUUGCAAAAUUAGGUGAUUUGCGGUUUAGGGUUUUGGAUUCUGCGGGUUUAGAGGCUGAGGCCUCCUCUGGUUCAGUGCUUUCCAGAAGUGCUGCUAUGACUAAACAUGUGUUGGCAAGAUCUCAGUUUGCUCUCUUCCUUAUAGAUGGAAGAGAUGGGUUACAUGACAUGGAUUUGGAUGUGGGGAAAUGGUUGAGAAAGCAUGCUCCUGGGAUCAAAACGACUGUGGUAAUAAACAAAUCGGAAAUGCUUGAUGCAUUUUCUGGUUCUCUUGACGCUGCUAUAGGUGAAGCUUGUUCUCUAGGAUUUGGAGAUCCUGUGGCUUUGUCUGCUGAAACUGGGUUUGGUCUGUCGGAGCUUCAUGAAGCUCUAAAGCCAUUGCUUGAGGAAUAUAUGCUUCAAGAAUCCUGUGAAGAUACUGAAGUCACUCACCCAGACGGAGAUGAGCAUCCCAUGGUCGGGGAUGCUAAAUUGCCACUGCAAUUGGCUAUUGUGGGGAGACCAAACGUGGGAAAAUCAACUUUGCUCAAUGCAAUAUUAGAAGAAGAUCGUGUUUUGGUGGGACCAGAGGCUGGCCUUACCAGGGAUUCAAUUCGAGUUCAAUUUGAGUAUGAAGGAAGAACCAUAUAUCUUGUUGACACUGCAGGUUGGCUGGAAAGGACACACCAGGAGAAAGGACCAUCAUCAUUGAGCAUCGUGCAAUCGAGGAAACACCUUAUGAGAGCCCAUGUGAUUGCAUUGGUUCUUGAUGCAGAAGAGAUUUCCCGAGGAAGACGGAGCAUGAAGCAUGCUGAAGUAGUCAUAGCAAGACAAGCAGUGGAAGAAGGGCGGGGUUUAGUCGUCAUCGUAAACAAGAUGGACCUUUUUAAAGGGCAAGAGAAUAAGAAGAUCUAUGACUCUAUAGUUAAGGCUGUACCUGAAGAAGUUCAGACGAUUAUACCACAGGUGACGGGAAUACCUGUAAUCUUCGUUUCAGCCCUGGAAGGACAGGGGAAAAUUGAUGUCAUGCACCAGGUAGUGGAUACAUAUGAAAAAUGGUGUUCUCGGUUAACAACAGCUAGGCUUAAUCGCUGGUUGUUAAAGGUAAUGAGCAGACAUUCUUGGAAAGAUCAGUCUUCUCAACCGAAGAUAAAAUAUUUCACUCAGGUAAAGGCAAGACCGCCAACUUUUGUAGCAUUUGUGAGCGGCAAGAAGCAGCUCUCGGAUACAGUCUUGAGGUUCCUAACGAGGUCAUUGAAAGAGGACUUUGAUCUGGGAGGGAUUCCUGUCCGGAUAAUGCAGCGUUCUGUGAUAAAAACCACGGAUUCUAAGAAAAUCGUGCACAAGAACCAACCAACGCCCAAAAGGAUGAAAAUGAGAUCCGACAAGAGAAAGCAAGUUACAAAAGAUGACAACAGCAUCGCAGGAUAG